Drosophila suzukii is the source of this 4982-nucleotide messenger RNA. RefSeq names its product inactivation no afterpotential E (gene inaE). Gene Ontology annotation, molecular function: lipoprotein lipase activity. The record is from RefSeq and is a predicted model, not a curated record. Lineage: Eukaryota; Metazoa; Arthropoda; Insecta; Diptera; Drosophilidae. Gene Ontology annotation, cellular component: cytoplasm; dendrite membrane; postsynaptic membrane. Gene Ontology annotation, biological process: arachidonate metabolic process; diacylglycerol catabolic process.
AAACGAAAGGAAACUCGAAAUUCAGUUGCAAAAAAGCUCGCCGACCGAGCGGUCUAACGGAGAGACGCUUUCUCUUUUAUUUUUCCCCCAUUGACGACGCUGCGUGCGCGUCUCUCCCGCAAGAAACAACAACAACAACAAUAAGAAUAAGAACUGUGCACGGUGCAUAAAUAAAACACACGAAAAUAUACACAUAUAUGUAUAUUUGCUAGGCAUUUAGAAUUUAUGCACAAAAAAAAAGAAACGCCACAAAAAAAAGAAAACAAAACAAACAAACGAAGUGAUGACAGCCAAAAGUAAUAACAGUAGUUAAAUCGCGGCACAAGAACGUAAACACAAAAUCGUGUGUAAAGUGAAUUCCAUGGGAAAAAGACGAGAAGAAGAGUACAAGAAGUACAAGAACAACAGCAUGAGGACGCCGACAGUGACGCCGGCAGAGGCAGCGGCAGCAGCAGCGGCAGCGGUCGAGACAAUUCGAAUUUCUUUGGAUGCUGAUGGACUAACGGUGCUUUAGUGGUUGUUCGCGUGUGUGUCUGUGUGUGUGUGUGCGUGUAAAGUAAAGCGGAAAACAGCAGAAACUGAAUGUGCAACCGAAGCAAAGCAGCGUAAAAUAAAAACCAUAAAGUAUAACCAGAGCAGUGGAGGGAUCGGUGAAAAGCGUUAACCGAAGCCAAGAAAAAAUUAAAACCGAAAACCAACAUCAAAAGUUGCCAACUUUUUUUGCGACCGCAGCAGCCGAAGAAGCAGCGGCGUCAGCAGCGACGCCCGACUGCAGCCAGCGUCGCGCUGGCAACAACAAAUUGCGAUGCCUGGACUUGUGGUCUUCAGACGUCGCUGGUCUGUGGGCUCUGAUGAUCUCGUAGUGCCGGGCGCAUUUCUGCUGACUAUUCAUUUUAUAUGUUUUGUGAUUGUUAGCGUCUCGUUGGUUAUCUUUGAGUAUAAUACACAAAUUUUAAGCGUAAAAUUAUUGUUCUACCAUCUAAUAGGCUACUUGUUGAUACUAUUUUUUUCAAUAUGUGUAGAAAUAGGUAUAUGUGUGAUCUCGAUGCGUGGCAGUAUUCUAGAUGCCGAGGCGCGCAACUCUAUCAACAUCUGGAUAUAUCUCAAGAGCUUGGUAAUACUGUUCGAUAUUGCCUGGCUGGCGGUGGGCUCCGUUUGGCUGGGGCAUUACUACACCACCGCACCCAUCGAUGAUCCCAAAAAGGUCUACAUAGCCAUUAUCAUCUGCAAUUGGGCUCUGGUGGUGAUCACCCUCAUCACGAUAUGGUGCACCUUCGAUGCUGCCGGAAGAUCCUGGGUGAAGAUGAAGAAGUACCAGCGAUCAAUGCGCGAAACGGAGUCUCGGUUCAACUAUAAAAGGAGCAACAGUAUGAACCGCAACUGGCGGCAAAGAAAAGUGAUGCGAGCCUACCAGGACAGCUGGGACCAUCGCUGCCGUCUGCUUUUCUGCUGCAUGGGCUCCUCGGAACGCAACCGCAACUCAUUCACCGACAUUGCCCGCCUGCUGAGCGACUUCUUCCGGGAACUGGACGUGGUGCCAUCGGAUGUGGUGGCCGGUCUCGUCCUGCUUCGCAAAUUUCAGCGGCUGGAACGUGAGGCCAUCGUGCGGCAGCGCAAGAAUGGCACCUACGAGUUCCUCAGCGGCGUACCCAUCACGGAACGGACCCAGUUCCUAGCACUCAACGAUGCCAAAAACUACGACUUCUUUCAGACGGUCAUCCACUACAUGUACUAUGCCCAGGGCGCCUACGGCUGGCCCAUGUACGUGAUCAACAAUCGAACCAAGAUGUGGCAUUUGGUGCCGGAACUGAAAUGCUUUGGCUGCUGUUGCGGCAGUAGCGAUGAUACGGAGGUUAUCCGGGACAAUUGCUGCCUGUGCAACUACGCGGCGCUGAAGAAAACACUCCAGAUGGGCGACAUCGACAUCGUUUAUGCCACCUACCACGUGGAUGUGGGCGAAACGCCCUUCUUCGUGGCCGUCGACUACACCCAUCGAGCGGUGGUGAUCAGCAUACGUGGCACCCUUGGCAUGAAGGACAUCCUCACGGAUCUAAAUGCCGAGGGCGAAGUCCUGCCGCUGCAGCCGCCGCGUGAUGAUUGGCUGGCCCACAAGGGCAUGGUGCAGGCGGCGAUCUAUAUACGCAACAAGCUGCAGGAGGAGAACCUCAUCGAGAGGGCACUGCAGCGGAAUCCCGAUCGCCAGACGCACACCUUUGACCUGGUCCUGGUGGGUCAUUCCCUGGGCGCCGGCACGGCGGCCAUACUUGCCAUACUACUGAAGCCUGAACAUCCAACGCUACAGUGCUUCAGUUACUCCCCGCCCGGUGGACUGCUCAGUAUGCCCGCCGUGGAGUACUCCAAGUCGUUCAUCACCUCGGUGGUGUUAGGCAAGGACGUUGUGCCGCGCAUAGGUCUCAAUCAAAUGGAGGCUCUGCGAGCGGACCUCAUCAAUGCCAUUCAGCGCAGCGUGGACCCCAAGUGGAAGACCAUUUCCUGUUCGGUCAUCUGUUGUGGCUGUGGACCGGAGCCCACUUCUGUGGUCAACAUGUCCGGCCAGGACACGCACAUCAAUCAGUACCAGGAGGAGCGCGGCACUGCACGUUCGACCAGCGCCCAUCCCACGGACAGCUCGAUAGCUUUAACCCUGCACCAGCCCUUAUAUCCGCCCGGGCGCAUCAUCCACAUAGUGCGACACCAUCCCAAGCCCGACGAGCAAAAAUACGACAGUGGUUGGAGGAAUGUGCUGAAGAAUCGGGAACCCGUAUACCAGGCCAUCUGGGCGGACUCCACGGACUUCGAUGAGGUGCUCAUCUCGCCGGUGAUGCUGCAGGAUCACAUGCCCGACAAGAUUCUCGCCGCCCUGAAGAAGGUUGUAACAACGAGUGGGCCACGCAAGCCCCAGCGCCAGACCUCCAAUGCAUUCUCCACCGGAUCGAACGAAGCCCACGAUCACGAUGCGGAACUGGAGCCGCCCCAUUGCAGCGGCCACAGGGAGACGACGACGAAUGGCACGAUGAGAUUCGACCCCGAAACGGAUCCCAACCAGAUGCGAUCCUCGAUGUCGCAGUCGCAACACUGCAAGCGGCCCUCGCAAAGUUCCUACACGAACCUGAGCAACUGCCUCGUCCUGACGCCAACGACUCAGCACAAGCUGUGCCUGGAGACGUCCUUCACCAACGGCUCCGCCCCACUCCAACCGGCUCCACAGCAGCGCCUGGCCUCGGCCGCCUCGUCGCUCCUGAGCUCGGCCACCACGCCGUACGACAUAUCAAGUGCUCUGGACGACAGCCUGGCCACGGUGGCCCUGCGCCAGAGUCCCUCGCUGAUCAGUGCCGAGACGACGGCCACCGUAAUUGGUAAUAAUCCCGAAACGGAUGUGGAUCCCGAACCCAUGGCAGAGAUGGCCAUGCCGCGCCUUAAGGCGGUGGCCUUCGAUAUGGCCCUGACUCCACCGCCUUUGCUGCCGGAGAGAUCCCUGCUGGGGCGCCAGCACUCCGAGAAAAAGCCGCGCUCCCUGCCGUUGGCACAAGUCCAGGCCCUUCGCCGUGCUUCGGAUGCGGGUGCAGUGCCUGGUGUGGAUCUUCUGCACGACGACUGGUAUGGCCUGGCCCCGCUGGCCAGUCCCGAGACCCUGUCCGAGAUCUCCAGCGUCUCCUCGCGCACCAGUGUGCCCAUCAGUCUGGCCAACAGCAUUGAGCGCUAUCUGCAGCACAUGGGCGUGGGCAUGGGUGGACCCAAGGUCCCGCUGGAGGACAUCUUCGAGUCGCAGCUGCACACGCCCAAGGUGAUGAGGCGGGCGCCCAAGUUUAGCGAGAAUCUGGCCGGCUGUGCGGAGGACACCAGGAAUCUAGAUCAGUACAAACGGAUGGGACGUGUGUUCAUCACCUUUCCGCGCAUCUUUCCAGAUCAAUCUCCAGCUGCCCAUAGCCUGGACUCCAGCGACGAUAGCUUUGAGUCGGCCUCGGCGCACAGUCUUCAGCGUUUGCAGCUGCCGCAUGGCUCGAAUGCGGUCCAGAGUUCCAAGUCCGCCGAUCCGCUGGACGGGGUUGGGGAUCGAGAUAGGGAUCAGCUGGCGUCGAGGCAAACGCAGCCGGCCAAGAAGUUGACCUUCAGCGACAGCGAUAUCCUCUCAGAUGCGGACUGCCUGCGACUGUGUCCCUACUGCCCCUGCGAUCGGGAUGUCCAGCGUGGCUGCUGCACUCGCUCCGAGCACUCCAGGUGCGCCAAUGAGAUGUCCGAAGGGCAAGGAGGCCAGGGCGCCAUGGGAUUGGGCUCCACCGACACUAGUUUCUACAGUGCCAGCUCAUCGCUGGAACAGUUUGCCACGCCGGCCAGGCAGAAUGGUGGCCCCCACCUGGAGGAGAUUAUCAUGCGUCCCGGCGUCCUGGAGUCCCACUUUCCCGUUCUCGGCGCUGGCAGUGUGAUGGAGACCCCUGCCCUGGUGGCCCCCGCAUCACCAUCACCGCUAAGCAAUGGCAAGCGACCGGAUGUGGUGGGCGGCCGGGUGAGAAAGCGUCUCUCCUCCGAGGAGUUCGUCUUCGCCAGGGCCGAGGAUAUGGUGCCCAGCCUAGUACAAAUGGGUGAUAGGAGCUCCGGCUCUCCGGCGAAUCGCAGGCGGGGCAAGGCCUGUGUCUAUCCGGCCGGGAACAGUCUACGCUUGGAUGCAGCUGCCGGUGCAGCAAAUGCUGCAGUUGUCUCCGCAUCGCCCACGUCCAUUAGCAAAUUUACCCGAUCCCGUGUGGCCGCUGGAGGAUCGGCAGCCAAGCAGGCCGCCGCCGCCGCCAAUAACGAAAGUAACGUUUAAUAGUUCUAAGUUGUAAGCAGUACCUUACCCGGACCGAGCGAUCGAUGAUGCUUGAAACUCGAAACUCAAAUCUCGAAACUCUUAACUCGUGACUCUUGUAAUCCCGAAAUCCCAAAAUCGGUACAAUUAUGCCGUUUGCCAUUGCUUUCACACAAGCGAUCCACAAAGUCAGUUGAUU